GGACUCUGAUCAGCACCACAAACUCCUCCGCAACACGGCGUUUACCUGAAAAACUCCACCUGGUUCUGGUCCAUGAACCCAACAGGAUGUUCCUCUCAGCCCAGCUCAGCGGCUCCUCGCAGAGGUCGAAGCUGUUUAAGACCCGUCUUCACGUCUGAUGCCUCUGGACCCUGAACAGAAGGGAAAGAAACUUGCUCAGACUCCAGCGGAGGCCUAAAGGAGGCAUUUAAACAGAAAACCACUUUCUUACCGGAGCGGGGGAAGAUUCGGGAGCGGUUUCAUUAGAAACUAAAACUCCUGCCAGCACCUGAAUCAUGCUCGGGGAUGAGGGGGACAGCGGCGCCUACUCCGCCGCUAAAGACGAGGAGAAGCGCGCGUCGCCAGCCGCGGAUGGAGACGAGUCCGCUGCGGGUAACAGGUACCCGGAACAACACGGGAUGGGUUCUGAGCGGUACUACAUCCCGAACACCGUUUCGAAGCAGAACCCAGAAGCGUCGUUUUUCCCGUACACCCCGGGUGGGGCGGUGUACAGCCCGCCCGGCGCCGCCAGGUAUCCCUCCUCUCUCCACCUGAGCACCGUGCUGCCUCCGGCCGGAUAUUCUCCCUCCGCACACUUCAGCCCGUCCUACCAGCACGGACAGAACCUCGGCUGCCUGUACCCGCCGUACACCGGCUCCGGGUCCGCGCUGAGCAACGUGACGCUGGGCGGCGGCGCGGGCCCCGGCCUCAGGGCCCAGGUCUACCUCUGCAACCGGCCGCUGUGGCUCAAGUUCCACCGGCACCAGACCGAGAUGAUCAUCACCAAGCAGGGCAGGCGGAUGUUCCCGUUCCUCAGCUUUAACAUCGCGGGUCUGAACGUCGCGUCCCACUACAACGUGUUCGUGGAGGUGGUUCUGGCGGAUCCGAACCACUGGAGGUUCCAGGGGGGCAAAUGGGUCACCUGUGGGAAGGCGGACAACAGCAGUCAAGGGAACAAAGUUUACAUCCAUCCAGAGUCGCCGAACACAGGGGCCCACUGGAUGAGACAAGAAAUCUCCUUCAGCAAACUCAAACUCACAAACAACAAGGGAACCAACCACAACACGUCCCAGAUGAUCGUCCUGCAGUCUCUGCAUAAGUACCAGCCUCGGCUGCACAUCGUGGAGGUGUCUGAGGACGGGGUGGAGGACCUCAACAGUGACGUUAAAACCCAGUGUUUUACUUUUCCUGAGACCCAGUUUAUUGCGGUCACUGCCUACCAGAACACUGAUAUAACGCAGCUGAAAAUUGAUCACAACCCUUUUGCAAAAGGAUUCAGAGAUAACUACGACUCGAUGUACACAGCUCCAGAGAGCGACCGCCUCACCCCAUCUCCCAACGACUCCCCCCGCGCCCACCAAAUUGUCCCCGGCACCCGCUACACAAUGCAGCCCCUCUUCCAGGACCAGUUCGUCAACAACCUCCCCCAGAACCGCUUCUACAACUGCGAGAGGGCCGUGCCGCAGACCAACGGCCUGCUCUCGGCCCCGACCGAGGACGGCGUGUCGCAGCGGUGGUUUGUCGCCUCCGUGCAGCAGGGGGGGAGCGGCGGCGUGAGCGCCGGCAGCAAGCUCGACCUGACGCCCUACGAGGGCGAGUACUCGGGCUCGCUCCUCCCGUACGGCAUCAAGUCGCUGUCCAUGCAGACCACGCACUCGCUCGGCUACUACCCGGACUCUCCGUUCACCGCCGUGUCCGCGGGGUGGGGGUCCAGAGCAGCGUACCAAAGAAAAAUGCCCCCCAGCCUGCCGUGGUCGCCCAGGCCCAGCCCUGCGGCGGGCUUCUCCGAGGAGCUGGGGAAAGCUAAAGCGCAGACUGACGAGGAGGUGCACAGCGGCGAAGCCCUGAUCAGCUCGUGGACAGAGGGCCAGGCUUCAGCUCUGUCCCCCAACAAGCCAGAGUCCUACUCUGUCACCUGCAAGCGACAGCGUUUGUCUCUAAACGGCCCGAGCGCGGACAUCAAGUGUGAAGACUUGUCCUCCAGUGGCUCCUACAGUAAAGAAGCCCCCCCAACCAAAGGCAUGGCUUCUUACUACUCCUUUUACGCAAACCCCUGAGUUUUUUUUUCUUUUAUUGUUUUUUUUAAAUCAAAGCUCAUUUGUUUCACCUGCCACAGUAAAGAAGAGCUACUAGUUUACUUUUGUUGCGUGACAGCCAUUCAUUUUGUUUUUGGCAGUGAUAAAUGUUUGAACUAAAGAGACGGCACAAUAAGCUUUAACAUCUUAAAUCAUUGUGUUUGGUGUUUUAAGCUGCCUUAUUUUUUUUAAAUAUUUUUUUAAAGCUGUGUGGUGAAUAUUUUCUUGCUGCAUACAUUGUUUUGUGUAACUUUACAUUGAGAUGACAUGUUUACAGAUUAUUUAUUGAAGGCCUGUUUAUAAUGUGUGCGCACUCUUAAAAGAUGAGAAUAAAAUGCUAUAUACAGCCUCACUGCAAAAGCUCAAAUAUUUGAUAAUAAAAGGCAUACGUGUCCUGUUUCACAUCUAUUUAUUUUGACUACAAAAAACAGAUUUGCUCCCGUUUCAAUGCAUUUUUUAAUUUUUUUUUAUUUAAAUUUCAUGGGU
Messenger RNA from Austrofundulus limnaeus, 2579 nucleotides. RefSeq names its product eomesodermin. Gene Ontology annotation, biological process: regulation of transcription by RNA polymerase II; mesoderm formation; positive regulation of DNA-templated transcription. Gene Ontology annotation, cellular component: chromatin; nucleus. Gene Ontology annotation, molecular function: DNA-binding transcription factor activity, RNA polymerase II-specific; RNA polymerase II cis-regulatory region sequence-specific DNA binding. Bases 315 to 2075 code for a protein of 586 amino acids. The record is from RefSeq and is a predicted model, not a curated record. The transcript has 7 exons. NCBI's taxonomy places the organism in Eukaryota, Metazoa, Chordata, Actinopteri, Cyprinodontiformes, Rivulidae.